This is a messenger RNA of Knipowitschia caucasica, 867 nucleotides long. Lineage: Eukaryota; Metazoa; Chordata; Actinopteri; Gobiiformes; Gobiidae. The record is from the annotation of a GenBank genome assembly.
AUGUCUACUAAUACAAGCCGCAAGCUGCAUAGGUCUGAUAAUGAAGAAUCGAGUGGUGUUGACCACAGAGGCAGUCCAGCCCGUCUCUCAUUUGGCAAAAAGCAGCUUCCAACUAUUCCCAAAAAUGCAAUCCCUAUCACUAAGCCAUCUUUGGCUACAGCCCCUGUGCAGUCAACAAAUGGCACCCAUGCCUCUUAUGGCCCCUUUUACCUGGAGUAUUCACUAUUGGCAGAAUUUACACUAGUAAUAAAGCAAAAGCUCCCAGGCAUUUAUGUUCAACCAUCCUACAAGUCUGCUUUGAUGUGGUUUGGUGUCAUAUUUAUCAGACAUGGCUUGUACCAGGAUGGUGUCUUCAAAUUCACGGUGUAUAUUCCAGACAACUAUCCUGAUGGAGAAUGCCCUAAAUUGGUGUUUGACAUUCCUGUCUUCCAUCCCCUUGUUGAUCCUGUAUCAGGAGAGCUUGAUGUAAGAAGAGCUUUUACCAAAUGGAGACGGAAUCACAACCAUAUCUGGCAAGUCCUAAUGUAUGCACGUACUAUUUUCUAUAAGAUCAACACAACUGAACCACUUAAUCCAGAGGCUGCUGUUCUAUAUGAAAAAGACGUACAACUUUUCAAAAGCAAAGUUGUGGAAAGCGUAAAACUAUGCAACAGCCAUCUUUUUGACCAGCCCAAAAUAGACGAUCCAUAUGCAAUAAGUUUCUCUCCAUGGAACCCUGCUCUUCAUGAGGAAGCUAAAGAGCGAAUGUUUGCAUAUAAAAGACGGCCUGAGGAGCAGCACAAGGGAGCGCAGGUGUCAGGACUGUCUUGGGUGAAGCCCGGAUCAACUCAACCAUUCAGUAAAGAGGAUAGUCCCUCUCAAAGCUGA